AUGAUUGGUCUGAAGAAAAAUAAUGUAUAGACAUCUUACAAAAACAAACUAGAAACUGUUUAAUUGGCACCUAAUAAGCCACCUUUGAAAAGAGGAAAUAAAGUUACUAAUUUGAGAAAUAUUAAUACAAAUAAUACAAGUUAGCCUCAUUCUAUUAAGAACGAGGAAUCAAAAGAAAAACUAUUAGAAUAAACUCACUUUUUAUGUGCAAUAAUGUAACACUAGCAAAGUACCACUGGUAAGAUUGUUGCCAAUUUUUUAAAUGGAAAUCUAGAAAAGAAUAGCUAUGAAUCAAUAAUUCAGAUGGAGAAAUCUGCAUAAGCUUUAUAAUAAUCUGCGAAAGAAAUGUCAAAAGCAUUGUAUGCCUCUGAUGAUGAAGGAGAAUUUGAGAACCUAUAAAAUAGAUUCAUUGAUCAAAUCAGAUUUUCCAAAUACAGAAAACCAACUUAAGAGAAGAAUAUUAUAUUUAAGAGAAAUUAUGGUUAAAAACACGAGAUGAUGAUAGAUUAGGUGACUUAAUAGAGAUAAAAAACAGAAGAAAAUUAAGAUUUUGAUGUCUUCAUUCCAAAAUCUUAGAUGGAUUAAUUUUUUAAGUAGAAUUUUGCUAAUCAUUUAGAAUAAUUCAGGAUAAAAUAGACGGUAGAAUGAAGGAAUAGACUGAAUAGUUGAUAAAAGAGGAGUAGAAACUUGUAAAUGGGAUGAUAACAAAUGUUAAGAAAUUUCGCGAGGAUAUAAGGGAAGUGAAAUAUACAAUGAAUCAUGUAAGAAAGAAUAAAAAAGCAUUAUAAUCGCAACAAUAAUACCCUUAAUCUGCCUUAAGAACUUUAAGAACUAUGAAAUCUUAAUCCUCUGCUAGAUUGCAAAGUGACUAGGUUACUAAACUAGAUGAAGAUGCUAAAGCUGAUUUAAAACUGAGAGUGAUGAAGGCAUUAAGGAAUUUCAUGGAUAAAUUGAAAAGAUUUAACAUUACAUUAGAGGAUGUAGUAAACAAUUAAGUGUUUCCAACUUAAGCAUACGAAAGACCCAACAGUGUUGAAUUCUUUAGGCAAGUCAAAGCUGAUAAUAUAAGGGAAAUUGAAAAUAUGUUACGUGAUUGUAGAUUUCACGUUUAUGAUAGGGAUAAUUAAUAAAAAACUGCCUUGCAUCAUGCUGUUAGUAUUAAUUCUAUUGAAGCGAUUAAAGUAUUGGUGGAAAAUGGUGCCGAUUUGGAUGCAAGGGACAUGAGUAAUAUAAUUAAUAUUUUUAGUGGGAAGAACUCCUUUGCAUUUAGCAGCUAAAAAUAACAAUUGUGAUAUUGUUAGGGUAUUAUUAGUUUAUCAGGCUAAUCCUUCUAUUAAAACUGUUGCAGGUAAAACUGCAUAAGAUCUCACUGAAAUGCCUGUUAUUAAAGCUCUUGUGAAAAAUGCAAAAAAAGUAAGAAUUAUAAAUAAAGUAGUUGCAUUUCAUGAUGAAUUUACAAUCAAAUAACAAGAAAAAAGAUUUUUGGGUAGAAAAAGCAGUUGUCUAUUUCCAGGAGGAUGAUCCAGAAAAGAUUUUAAAAUUACAACUCUAUAAGAAUCAAGCAAAGUUGUUUUUAUAAUGA
This is a messenger RNA of Paramecium octaurelia, 1582 nucleotides long. The record is from the annotation of a GenBank genome assembly. Lineage: Eukaryota; Ciliophora; Oligohymenophorea; Peniculida; Parameciidae.